This is a messenger RNA of Trichoplax adhaerens, 1083 nucleotides long. RefSeq lists its product as uncharacterized. Lineage: Eukaryota; Metazoa; Placozoa; Uniplacotomia; Trichoplacea; Trichoplacidae. Gene Ontology annotation, biological process: protein O-linked glycosylation via mannose. The coding region runs from base 1 to 1083 and encodes 360 amino acids. The record is from RefSeq and is a predicted model, not a curated record. The transcript is spliced from 5 exons. Gene Ontology annotation, molecular function: ribitol beta-1,4-xylosyltransferase activity. Gene Ontology annotation, cellular component: Golgi apparatus.
AUGAUUCACGAAAUUAGACUAAAGAGAAAACAGACUAUACCUAACUUUGAUAAAACGAAUAAGACGUUAAGAAGUGUAGAAAUUUGGGGAAAAGCAGCUAUAGGGGAAUAUCUAUGGCGCCAUGUCUUUAACGAAACAAUAAUAAACAAGAUUGAUGAAAGAGGAGCAGUUUCAGUUGGAACUGAUAUUAUCAACGAUGUCGGAUUUAAGUUUUUAUCCGGCCCUGGAAUUAUACAACAGAAUUCGGGCAAGGAUUCAGAGAAUGUAAUUCUGAUUCUUAAUGGGCGUUCGUCUGACAAAAUUAAAUUUGCGAAGACGUGGUUAGAGCAUUUACCUUCAUUAAAGAAAUUACGAAAUGUUGCUCUGGUAAUGCUAGGUAACGAAAGGUGUGACAAUAAAUGGAUAGAUCCAUAUGUAAAUGACAAUCGCUACAAAGUAAGGAUUGUCCACCUCGUUUAUGAUGAUCCUAGAAUAGACCAACAGAAAUUCUAUCAAUGGCCCCUAGGUGUUGCGACGUAUCGUGGAUUUCCUCUUGUUAGUUCGAUGGAAGUAGAUAUAACAAGCCAAAGAAGGUAUAUCUGCAACUUUUUAGGGACAGUUUAUAACAAUUCGACAAGACAGAAGCUACAAGAGAUUUUCUUAAAGAAUUCACUUGGUGACAUAUGUUAUUCUAACUUUCGUCCAAGGUGGCUAUCUAUGGAAACUAAAGCCUCUUCGCUUUUAUAUCAAAAGGUUUUACGCCAAAGUGAUAUAACACUCUGUCCGAUUGGGUUUAAUAGUGAAACGUACAGAAUUUAUGAGGCAUGCUCUUUAGGUUCUAUUCCAGUGAUAGAGGAUGUUGUUGCACCAGGGAAUUGUGACAGCAGUUUAAGUUCUAGUCCAUUUCGCUUGUUGAAAAAGCUAAAGGCGCCUUUUAUUUUCAUAAAAGAUUGGUCAGAAUUGCCAGCGAUAAUAAGAAAGGAAAGUGCUAUGUCUGAAAAUGAUAAGAUAAUAAGGAGAAAACUAUUACUUCAUUGGUAUCACAGUUUUAAAAUUUAUUUGCGGAAUCAUUAUAUUAAGACUAUUAAGGAGAAUUUUUUUUAG